AUGACCACCACCUACAGGCAAUACACCUCUUCCUCCUCGAUGAAGGGGCCUUCCUUUGCUGGGGGUUCCUCCCGGCUUUCCUCCGUCCAUAUGGGUGGAGGAUACAGAGCCCCGAGCAUCCAUGGCGGAGCUGGUGGCGUCUCCAUCUCUUCCUCUCGCUAUGUCUCUGGGGUAGGCAGUGCCCUUGGUGGUGGCUAUGGGGGCAGCUUCUGCAGCAGCAGCGGCCUUGGUGGUGGGUUUGGUGGUGGGUUUGGUGGAGGCUAUGGUGGAAGUUUCGGUGGAAGCUUUGUUGCUGGUGGUGGCGAAGGCCUUCUGGCCGGGGGCGAGAAGGAGACCAUGCAGAACCUGAACGACCGCCUGGCUAACUACCUGGACAAGGUGCGGGCGCUGGAGGAAGCCAACACCGAGCUGGAGUUUAAGAUCAAGGAGUGGUACAAGAAGCAAGCACCUGGUCCAGACCGUGACUACAGCCCAUAUUUCAAGACCAUUGAGGAUCUGCGGAGCAAGGUAUGGUGAAGUGACUCUAAGGGGGCUUCUUAGCCUGGAUAGCUCAGUUGGUUAGAGCGUGGUGCUGAUAACGCCAAGGUUGAGGGUUCGAGUCCCUUAUGGGACAGCUGCAGAUUCCUGCACUGUAGGGGGUUGGACUAGAUGAUCCCCAGGGUGCCUCCCAGCUCUACAAUUCUAGGAUGGAAAACCGUAGCAAACUGGCUUUUAACAAGCCCAUGAGGAAAGUCUGAAAGGUUUGGGGAGAACCCCCCCUUUUUAAAAAAAUCUGCUUAGCACCCAGAGACCUCAAAUCCAAUUCUUUUAGUCUGUGUAACAUGUAAGUAGGCAUUAGGCAAAGGAUUUUUAAAAUCCAAGAACACUUAGCUGAUGAUGUCAGAAUAACAUUAACCACAAUCAGAGAAUAAUAUUAAAGGGAAGUUCUAGCAUGAACCUGCUGAGCUAACAUUGAUCAGCACAUUUGAUGUCCCCCCCCUUGAAUUUAGACUUAAUCAGAACUGUGUGUUUCUUUCCCACUAUAGCUGUUAAAUUUGUAAAGCAAAGAUUUUUAAGAUAGUGCUUGCUAGUGCUGUGAACGGGUCACAGAUCUUAUCUUGCCGACGAUUUGUCCUUGCAUAGAAAUGCCAUUGAAUUACCCCUGUCUCUUACAUUUCAUAGCCAUUGGGUAUUCCCCUCCUUUCUUACAUAGCUUUCUUUAGUUAAAUGCUACCACAGGACUCUUGGCUGUGUAGCUGCAACUAGCCCAGUUAUCGUCCAGAAAUACCAUUAUCGCCACUACUGCACUACUAUUGUGGUACUACUAGUGGUAUACUACUUUCUUUUGUGCCUUAAUUUAAUUUUCAUUUUCAUUUAUUGAGAAGACUGUGCAUACAGCCUGCAAGCUUCAGCCUGGCAGGAGCCAGCUGCAGAUUAUUGCAGAGACUCCCUCUUCCAAUUAACUUCCAUCUCCAGGGCUCAGGGGUGGGAGGGAGUGCAGAGGAAGAAUGGCCAGGGCCCACCUCUGUGACAUCACCAGGGGAUGCCCCUAAGUCUAAGGUUUGGGCCCUGAAAUCUCAGGGUCUGGGAUGCUCCUAGUGUACACCCUUCCUGAAGGUGUACACUUUCCCCUUACACAAGACCAAGGACCUAUGUGAAGUAGCCCAAGGUCCAACACAAUCUCCUAGUUGGGAGGUAUAAUGAUUAACUGUUGGGCAAUGGAGGCUGUGGAGGAAUGCCAUCAGCCAAACCAAAGCCUCUUCUGUAGUAAAAUUAACUAGGAUUUCCCUAGUGCGGGAAGUUAAUUUAUUUUGCCCACUUGGAUCCCUUAAAACUGGAGCCAGCCCAUGACAUUUUUUGUUCCUGAAGUCUAAUCCAGAGGGUGACUAACAUGUUCUUCUCCAAAUGUUGUGGGACUCUAAUUCCAAUCAGCCCCAGCCAGCAAUGCCAGUGGCCAGGGCAAAUAUGGGGGACUCCCAACAGAUUCUGGACAGCUGUAGGUUAGACCCUGUACUCUAAAUGGUGUCCCCACUAAUUAAUAUGGGGCGCUAUCUACUGGGAUGUUCCCCGGUACAAGCCCUAGUAAAAAUACAUCUGGAAUGCUGAAGGAUGAAGAUGUCACAUUUAAAAAAAUAAUAAUAAUGAUAAUUUGGUGCAUGCCAUGCUUCUCCUGGAGAGCUCAGCUCGUUAGAGCACAGUGCUGAUAACACCAAGGUUGCAGGUUCGAUCCCUGAAUGGGACAGCUGAAUAUUCCUGCAUUGCAGAGGGUUGGCCCAGAUGGUCCUCAGAGUCCCUUCCAACUCUGCAAUUCUGUGAUUCCUCUAUGAUUUCCUGCCCUUGAAAUGGCUUUCUGUUAAGUAAAUUAGAAAGAACAUCCCAGAGCUUUCACGUAGCACAAGGCUAGGUCCUGAAUGAAAUGCCCGUCAUCGAGGGUUCCCUAAAAAUAAAAUAAAACUUGCCCAGAUUUUUUACCAUUUUAAACCACCCAUUCCCUACUUCCCUUGCAGAUUCUUGCUGCCAGUGUUCAGAAUGCCAGCAUCCUCCUGCAGAUUGACAAUGCGAAGUUGACCGCUGAUGACUUCAGAACCAAGUAGGUUUAAUUGUUAAAAACACACAUCCCAGUGGUUGGGUUGGUAUCAAAGCCAGCACCAUGGCUGGGAGCUUUAUGAUAAACAUUUUGUGGGACAACCUCUUACCCCUUUCCCCUUCCCUUUUCCUCUCAAUUCUUUGUGGAUGCAGGUUUGAGACAGAGCAGGCCCUGCGCAUGAGUGUUGAGUCUGACAUCAAUGGUCUACGCAGAGUCUUGGAUGAUCUAACACUGUCCAGAUCUGAUCUGGAAAUGCAGCUGGAAAAUCUAAAGGAGGAAUUGGCUUAUCUGCACAAGAACCAUGAGGAGGUAAGGAUGCCCAAUGGGCAAUAUCACAGAGGGGUGCACAUUUUAAAGGGGAGGGGAGGACACCAGCAUUCAACUGGUUUAUGUCUGAUGAACCCAACGCAUGUUCUUUUUGUCCAAUGUGGUUGCACAUGCUACAAGCAUCUUCUGAAUGGCCCAGCACAGCAGGCUGUGCCACAAUGAAAUGUCUUUGAAAUAUCAUUGGAAAAAUGGGCAGGAAACAGACCUCUUGGGCUGUGAUCUAGAUACUUACCAAACAAUUUGUGUAACCAUAAACCCGAUUUACCCAUGAACAUACCAUUGAUCACAGACGUCAAGUCUACGAAUGGACUCCAUUGGAAAGCAUUGCGUUUAAAGAGGUUCUGACUGUUCCGUCUGUAAAGGCCCAUUCAUAAGUGCAAGUCACUCUUAGAUACUGCAGCCAUCAAGUGUUGAAGAUGCAUGAAUGAACCAGCCCUUAAAAGUCCAUUAGAAAAGCGAACAGGCUGAGUUCUGCAUGUCAAGUACAGCUGUGAGAAUCUAGCCUAGAUCUGCUCCAGUGUGCCUUUUAGGGCAGAAUCGGCCUUUGAAAAAGAUGUACAAGAUUUCAUAAACACAUAUUACUACUACUAAUAAAAUAUAAAAAAUCAGUGCUAUUUUUCUAGAAAAAGAGGUGCCAGAGUUCACCAUGAACUUCUUCCUUGUUGUCUUAGAAUGGCAAUGGCGCCCACCUGAGAGGUGCCAGAACUGAACUCUGGCAAGCUCUGGCUGAAAAGAAAUAAUAAUAAUAAUAAUAAUAAUAAUAAUAAUAAUAAUAGUCAUCCAAAUCAAAACCACACUGCACCCCCCCUAAAACGGAGUAGUAGCAAUGACUACAAUUGAUUGCAACAGUAAUGAGAUAAAAACCAGUCUCUACAAAGCCAGACUGUGGCAAUGGUUGGCCUCCAACCUAAGCUCAUUGUAUCCAGAGCAACGUGCAGAAGAACGAAAUCCUUGGGGCCAUGGCUCAAAAUAAUUCAUUGUGUGAGAAUUAGCCUGUCAAAAUCAAAUGACCGCAUGCACCUGCUGAUACCCUUACCAGUCAUUCUCUGGUACAUCUUCAAUUAGUUUACUGGCAAGUAUGGUAAAUACCAUAUUUUUCCGUCUAUAAGACUAUAUUUCCCCCUAUUUUUUCAGGUUUAAAAUUGGUGGUCAUCUUAUACACGUAUGGUGCAUAUGGGGGAUUUUUUUAUUUGGAGUCCCAAAAAAUAGGGGCCGUGUUAUACACGAAAAAAUAUGGUACUGAUCUGGGAUAGCUGACUCUUGACAACACCAGCCUCAUGCUUUCAGAUGCAUGUAGGAAAAUCCUUACAUGAAACAGAAGCACAUUAUGAAAGAGACUUUCAUUAGGGUUUGCAAUCUAAGUGCAAUAUAGGUUUAAAAACAACCUAUAUUUUUCAGAUUGGUGGAAUUUCCCCCAAAGAAGUCGCAUCUGAUUUAUCUAUAAGAAUAUUUCUAAACAGCCAACACUUAAAAAAAAUAACAAUAGUGGUGUACAAUAAAACCAACAACAUGAUAGAAUCUUAAUUACGAAUAACCUCGCUCCAUGUACCUCUGUCACAGGAAAUGACUGUCCUUCGAAGCCAGAUCCGUGGUGAGAUCUCUGUGGAAAUGGAUGCUGCUCCUGGGGUGGAUCUGACCAAGAUCCUGGCAGAGAUGCGUGAGCAGUACGAGACAUUGGCGGAGCAGAACCGGAAGGAUGCUGAGCAGUGGUUCUUCAGCAAGGUGGGUCUUCCUUUGGGGUGAAUGCACUUUCUUGGGGGGUGGGGGGUGGGGAGAAGAAACAAGAAUAGAAUACUGGGCGUUUUGAUCAGUGAGGUCACUAUGGUGCUGUCUCCCCAUUUCCUUGUAGACCGAAGAGCUGAACCGCGAAGUUGCCAUGAACACAGAGCAGCUGCACAGCGGCAAGUCGGAAAUCACGGAACUGAGACGAACCCUCCAAGGCCUGGAAAUAGAGCUGCAGUCCCAGCUUAGCACGGUACGGUGUUCAGGCAAUCUUCUCCCUGCCCUUAAUCAGGGAAAUGGUUGCACAAUGUCACACCCCACCACCAGACCUGACUUGCUGGGAAUUCCUAGAAUGACUUUCUACCUUCUCUGAGGAAGCAAAUAUUAGAAUUUGCUUCCAGAAGGUGUUGUAAUGGCCAUCAGCUUGGAGGGUGUAAACGAGGGUUAGACAAAUUCAUGGAGCGAUCAAUGGCUACAAGUCAUGAUGGCUGUAGUCUACCUCCACAGUGUCAGGGACUGACCUUUCCAGGGAGGAGGAAGAGGAAGACAGUAUAGAUUUUCAACAGGGGUUUGAAGGAAGUUGCAGCUCAGAGGCAGAUGAGAGGAAAAGCUGGGAAAUCAUGGGAGAGCCAGGACAAUGCCUGGCUGACACGUUGUCGUUAGAAAGCAUUCCAGACCCUCCAUCUCCCAGAGCCUGGCGAGCCUUAAAAGUAGGAGAGCAAAGAGCUCAAAGACAGAGGGCAUGUAGCAGCACCUGUAGAAGUCAUGAAUGAGGAAGUGGGAGAGACAGGGAUGGGGAUGGAGAUUCAUUUGGGACAAUGCCAUUAUCCAAGAGUCUGAGUUCUAUAGCCUCUCUCUGUAAAGAUUGAAAUAAAAAAGGGACAGUAAGAAACUUUUCCUUGUCUUUAUGCUUUCCUGGGCAACCAGCCGGGAGUCACUGACAACAUCCUGACACACAGUCAGAAUGCUAGCUGCUGGGAGUCUCAAGUAGAGAGAGUGCUGUUGAAUUCAGAUUUUGCUUGUAGGCUUCCCCCAGGCAUCUAGUUGGUCACUGGAAGAACAGGAUUCUGGACUAGAUGGGCCACUGGCUUGACUCAGAAAGGCUCUUCUUAUGUUCUUAAUAUGCAUGGACCAAGAGCCCCUGUGUUUCCCUUCGAUUAGGGAAUCUGAUUGCACAGGAUUCCCAAUUACGCGGAGGAAUCCAGUGAAGGUCUAUUAGGGUGAAUGGGGUGCUGCCCCGCCAACAUCAGUCUGUCCUCAACUAGCUGCCACCUGCCUGCCUUCUUGCUUCUGACCAGUCAGAGGGUGGCUGUGUCUGUCUUUGGCUCAUUGGCGCCACCUACUGUUGGACUCCCUUCCUUCUGUCCUACCAGCCACCGCUGGAGGACUCUAACAUUAAAGGUUGCUGUGCAGGUUCCCUCAGAAGCUAACUCUGAUUUCCUCUCUCUCAAUUCUCUUCCCCCAGAAAGCAGCACUGGAAGGCAGCUUGGCAGAGACAGAGUCCCGCUACGGAGCCCAGCUUGCCCAGAUCCAGGUUAUGAUCACCAGCGUGGAGGAGCAGCUGGCUGAGCUGAGGUGCGACAUGGAGCGCCAGAACCACGAAUACAAGAUCCUCCUUGAUACCAAGACCCGCCUGGAACAGGAGAUCGCCACCUACCGCCGCCUGCUGGAGGGAGAGGAAGCCCAGUAUGUAUAAAGAGGAGGGCUAUUUUCUAAUGUUGGAUAAGGAGUCAAUAGGCUGAAACAGGAGGAUGUCAGGAGUGAGCUGGCAGUAAAUCACACUGUGCAAGUUGGAGCUAACUCUUUGUUAGCAAGAACAUGAUCUGCACAGACUUGGUGGAGUGUCGGGCCUAAUGAACCUGGCAGCUCAAUCCUGGUAGGUCUUGCCCCAUAGAUCAGUUGCCGAGACUGAAAGUCCCCACCUUGUCACAGCCCACUCCUCUCCAGGGUUUUCCCCAAGCAAUCGGAGACUGUGCCUAAGUGCAGCCAACCUUUCCUCUGCUCUUUUCAUGCCUCUUCUGGUUCUGGGAGACCAGUGGGGAGGGAAGCUUGUCUCAGCAGAAGAAGACACCCAUACCUCUGCACCAGCUGGACUCGUCUCUGCCUCUUGGCCUUCCUCAUCCCAUUCUCCUGCUUUAGUCUCUGCCUCUGAUUCUGGAAUUCUCUCUGUCACAGACUCUGCCAGCUCACUAAGCCCUGUUACCUCUUCAGUUUCCAACCCCUCCUCUUCCCAGUCUUUUCCCUCUGACCACUCAACAAUGUCCCACCACCACUCCCCAGGCUCUGAGCCUUCUUCCCUUGGUGGUUCCCCAGCUGGUUCCUCCCAGCAUUCCUUUGCAUCCAAACCAGUCCAUCACAGAGGAUGUCUUUCAAUUGCCAAGUAAUUAUUUAGGAUUGCUGGCUGUUCUAGGCCUGUCCUCCCAUCCCAUUAUUUCUGAUGUAUGUUAAGCGCACCAUGUGCCAUUGGCACACUAGGUCCAGCUGUUGUGGGUGCUUUUGGUGCAAUAGUGUCAACACACCAUGCUACCCUUGAGCAACGUCUUGUGUUGGCUUGCAAACCUGGUACAUUUCUAAAGGCACAGGAGUCCUAUAUCCAGUCCUCUGCCCCCAUUGGCCCAUUGCAGAAUGUUAUAAGGGCCUUUCACACAUUACAUCCAAUGAGUGUACAACCUGCAUACUUGUGAAUACAAAGAGUUGUGCUUGCAUGCUCAUACAGUUAUUCACAUGUGUCACCCAACUAGGAUACACUCUGUGUACACAGCAGCUGAUCUGUAUGAAUCAAUACAGGUACACUUUCCCACACAAACACUCCUAGCUGUGUUUGCUGUAAUGUGUGAAGAAGCCGAUAGUAUUGGGCCAGAGGAGAAAAUGUAACAAAUGGAAAUGUUCCACGGCUUCCUCUGGGGUUCCUUUAUUUUAAAGCAAUCACGAAAUUAACUGGACACAAAGUUGUGUUGUUGUGCCUUUCCUUUUAGCGCAUUUGAUUACAAUUUCUGCACCUGCUGCAUUGCAGCUGAAAACGAACUCUUCAUGUUUCUCUAAUCCAGUCUUGUCUUUCUCCCCUUGCAGCAUUUCUUCCCAGUAUUCGUCGGCGAUUUCUAGCGGUAAGGAUCUGUUGGGCUGUUGCUCUUCCUUUUGCUUUUCAGAAGUUCUCUUUGUUUUAUAAAAGCUGAGAAUAUUGAAGCAUGCAAACAGACAGGAUAAGGAGAUGGUACAUUCAUCAGUGUGCUGUCAACAAAUACUGUAGGCCUAGCCAUUCAAGAUGGUAGCUGUUUCUAUAUUUUUACCAUCCAGUAGGGAUCGAUCUAGUUAAGUUUGCCAAAGUCCAGUCUGUGAUUUCGGCAGUUGCCAUUCUUCAGGAUUAUAAGCGAAGUAUUUCAUAAAAGGGUGCCAUGUUUCAACAAAGCCGUCUAUGUCAUUUGUAUUAGUCAAUGCAUGUAGUUACUUGAUAACACAGGAAACUAAUUGGAUUAAGACACUGGCCUUCAAUGAAUGAGUCAUAGUCAACAACCGGGUUGUAACUCAGCCUGGAUCGAGCUACGGGUUGUCCUAUAGGAACAUAGGAAGCUGCCUUAGGUUAAGUCAGACCAUUAGUCCAUCUAGCUCAGUAUUGUCUACACUGACCGACAGCAGCUCUCCAAAGACUCAGACUGGGGUCUAUCCCAGCCCUCCUUGAAGAUGCUGGGGCUUGGCUUUCAGUCCUUCUGAAUGCAAAGCAGAAGUUCUGCGACUGAACUAUGGUCUUUUCCUUUUGAAGAGGAAUGGUAGGAGAUGCAGAAUAGAAAAGAAAACUUGUAGUACAGCCCGUAGUUAAGCCAUGGAAAGAUGUAGUGUUGGCCACCAACCUGAACAACUUUAAAAGGGGAAUAUACAAAGUCAUGGAGGAGAAGGCUAUCAAUGGUUGUUAGGCAUCAGAGCGUUAUCGCCUUCAGUGUCAAAGGUGGCCUGUCUCUGAAUAUCAGUUGCUGGCUGUUGUGGGUUUCCCAGAGGCAUCUGGUUCAGCCCUGUAGAUAUAGGAUGCUGCCUUAGACAGACCUCUAAUGUGAUUCAGUAAAGUUAUUCUUAAGCAGGUCAUGCCAGUUAAGUCUUAAGGGGGUCGUGCCACUAUUUUUUUUCUUUGUUUAAUUUUUUUACAAAAAAGAAGGGGCAAGCUGGAGAGGAGAAAGAUGGAAGAGGGGAUAGUGUGUGCAUGUGUGUGUGUGUGUGUGUGUGUGUGUGUAGGAGAGAGGGAGAAGGGAAAUGAGAAAGACACAUACAGUAUGAAAUAAAAGUGGGUGCCACGUUACAAAUAGAAAAUGGCUGGUCGGAGUUAAAUAUUGGCCCCAGGUCUGUAAAGGUUGAAGAAACGUUCUGCAGAUGUUGAUCAAAGCACAAGAAGCCCUUUAAAUGCCAGUCCUGCAAAGCUUGCUCUGCAUUCCCAUGGUUUGGUAAAGCAACGCAUUCUGAGGUUCCAUGGAAGAUGUUAAAAUCCAGUCCCUUCUAACAGUGAGCUUUAGCUGAUGUGUAGGACACAGAGAGGCAGGUCAGCAAAUGGUGGAGGCUGAAUCACUUCCCUGCAAAUAACAUCCCCCCUCCCUUCUGUCUCCUUGUAGGACCCUCAACCACCCGCCAAGUCCGCACAAUUGUCGAGGAGGUCCAAGACGGAAAAGUGAUCUCAUCUCGUGAACAGGUCCACGUCUCUGGCCGUUAA
This is a messenger RNA of Podarcis lilfordi (Lilford's wall lizard), 9305 nucleotides long. Lineage: Eukaryota; Metazoa; Chordata; Lepidosauria; Squamata; Lacertidae. The record is from the annotation of a GenBank genome assembly.